Molecule: messenger RNA, 2978 nt
Organism: Drosophila nasuta
Lineage: Eukaryota; Metazoa; Arthropoda; Insecta; Diptera; Drosophilidae
Exons: 2
Coding region: 453-2219 (588 amino acids)
Source: RefSeq, a predicted model, not a curated record
UAAUACGCGCGCAGAUUUCACACAAAUGUAAACACUCUUGUCACUCCAACUGUUUUUCUCUUUUGCAUUUAAAUUUAAAUUGCAUAUUUAGUUGGCUUCUAACCUCUGCGAGGUAUGAAGCUGUACUUCGUUUUGUUUUCUGCACAGCGUUUUUACGCGUUACUUAUUCCUAAUGACGAUCUUGAUAUCCAAAUGUGCGCAUUUAGCGACAACGCUGACACAGUUUCACUUUGUAUUUCCAAUAAAUGACACUGCUAUUACAGUUUUAAUCACUAUUACAAUUAGCAAUGUUUUGUUUUGCUGCAAUUUUAAUUAUGCAUCUCUUUUGGCAUUGGUUGUACACACUGAAAUGAGCUGAAAUUUGCGUUUGCAACCAACUUUGCGCGAGACAAAAACUGCGCACAGCCAACUUCGCGUACUACAAAAAAUGGUAAACAAAACAUUUGUAAACAAUGAAUGACAGCAGUGAAACGGAAUAUGUGCUUGAUGAACAGCUGUUGUCCAAUAUGAAAUGCAGCGAAGAUGACGAACGAAUGGAGGAAGAAGAUAUGGAUCUUAAAGUUUCCAUCAAUGACCCUGAACUGUUUGCUGAUCCACUGCAGGAAACAAAUUCAGCCUCCGCCAACUUUCCAUGGUUGUUUAAAGAUGAAGAUAUUAUGUUGUUGUGUGAUGAGGUGACGCUGCAACCUGCAAAAAGUCGUGGCAAGCGUGGACGAGCAGCAAGCACAAGUGGCACUUACAUUUCCAGCGAUGGGCAAACCUGGUGUCUGGAGCGUGAAGCACAACCAAACACAGAGGAGCUACCGUUAGCCAAGCAACAAGCGUGUGGCAAAGGACCCGUGAGAUCCGCUACAAAUGCAGUUGAGGCAUGGAUGCUACUGUUUGACGACGAUAUGUUACGCAUGCUGCAACGCAUUGUCAAUGAGCAGAUACGUAAAAGACGCAACCGAAAUGAUGCUCAACGACUCACAGAUCUCACAGAGCUGCGUUCCUGGUUGGGUCUAAAUUAUCUUUGUGGUGUCUUCCGCAAUGCACAGUACAGUGGACCUCUUGAAGAGCUCUGGACGUUGGAACUGGGCAAUGCUAUAUUUAGGGCAACUAUGUCGCUGGCACGCUUUGUCUUCAUAACCGAGAUGCUCAGCAAUCAGCCGGAUGAUGGCCAACGACUGUGGCAAAAGUUUCUCAUCAACAGCCGCUCCUACUACGGUGCCAGCGCUUGGCUCUGUGUGGAUGAAGUGCCUGCCUUAGUUGACACCCGCUUGAUGAUCUGCUGCGAUGCCAAGACACAGUACAUGACCAAUGCGUUGCUUGUGCUGCAACCCACGGCACCCAGUAAAGAGCUAGUGCAGCUUAUCUGUGAUUACAAGACAACGGGACGUAAUAUUACACUUGGAUCAUAUUAUGCCACAGCGCAACAUUGCGACCUGCUGCUGCAGUACAAUUUAAGUAGCAUCUGCAGACUGUCACCAGUUGCUGGUGAAUAUCCAAAAAACUGGACAGAGGGAACGCUGCGAAGCGGCUCCAAGCGAUUGUCACAGCGCUGCGACGUUGCGCUGCUCAGCUGUGGCUUGCCCAGACAACUGGAUGCCUUUCAAAUCGAACAGCACACAUCAACGGUGUGCUCGCAGUUCUAUGAACUUGCCACACGUUAUAGCACAGCGUUUGCGUUACCCAAGCGUCAGGCGGAGGAGCGGCAGCUGCAUCCCUUGCUACAACUGUUGCAUCUGCUGCUCAAUAUUGCUGCUGUGAAUGCUUGGAUCCUGCUGCGUCUGUCGCCAAAGGGGAAUGCGCAUAUCGAACAGCGCGACUUCCAGCGCCAAUUGGGACUCUUUCUCACUCAGCAGCGUUUGCAGCACCGACUGCAUCGUCGCACGAUGUCUACAUCGCUGGUAAUGCGACUACAAAUCUGCGAGAUUCUUGGACAAUCCAAUCAGCGCCUGCUGAGCGAAGCAACUGGCGAUGCAACGCAGCGUCAAGGCGUCGGCGUCAUCAGCUUGACCCGUGCCAUGCUGCCCGAGGAUGUCAAGUUGGUCAGUCGCCAUGGUGAGAAGCAUCGACGUUGCAAGCCGUGUGCGCGGAACAAGCGUGAGACGAAAGCCCGUACACGUUGCCAGCAGUGUCAAGCGCAUCGUUGUGGCAAUCAUCUAAUCUCUCGCUGCUAUGAUUGCAUGGGUUUGCAAGAGUCUCAGCUGCCCGAGAGCAAUAAGAAAGAGCAGUAGUUGAUUAUCGGGUGCUGAAUGACCAACUGAGAGUGGCUGCACAACAUUUAUUUGGAAAGUGGUAAGAGUUUGCUACAACGAAUCCACAGAUGGAUUCAACAACUACAACUACAACGAAAUUGGGCAACAAAAAGCGCCACUUAAAAUUUGUACUGAAACGAUUUGGGCUUAUACUUGUUGGCCACAAUUCCAUUGCUGUUAUGGUUGCUGUGGCUGUUGCUGCUCGCCUUGCCCGUCUCAAAGGGAUCCGAGCUGUCGAGGAACAGACUGAGGAACUGCUCGUUUUGCUCUUCUUUCAAUGGCAUCUCUAGUUCGCUGCACGACUUGACAAUCUCAGCGCAUGCGCGCAAGUCCUUGCGAUCAUCUAAAACAAACAAAAUAUCAAUAAAUAAAUGCAAUUAUUGAAAUAAUUAAAGUUCAUACAUUGAUAGCCAAAGAGUCUGCGUAAGCUAAGAGAGCAAGCCUCGCGUUGAUUGUGCUCUAGGAAUACUUCAAUCAAACGAUGCACUGCAUCCACAUUGUGAUGACCCAGAAAUGAAUCACAUAGUCCAUCUGCCCGGCGAGCCACCAAACUUUGCAGAUCGGGAAAGUUCUCAAAGAGUUCUUCGGCAUACUUUUGAUCACUGAACCAACUGCUAAUGAAGCACUGCUUCCACACACAUCCCACCACAAAGAUGUCGUUGUGCUCCCGGUGUAUGGCGCGUGCCACCUCCGUCAGCGAGAUCAAGACAGCCUCCGACUUCUGAGCCAAAGUCUCCU